AUGCGAAUUGAAUAGAGAAAUCACAAGUUCUCUCUCGGUCUCUCUGCGUCAGACUCCACGAGGAUACACUACAGAGAGUAACAGAGCUGACUAUUUGGGGAAAUUUAAUUCAGUGGAUAUCAGACGUUACAGGUUUCAUCUUACCAUGAGGCUGCUUCACGUUUCUCUCCUCUGUUGCUGCUUCGUCCACGCAGCUUUCGUGAACGUGGAAGCCAAGUUGGAUGUGGCCACGGAAUUUAGGAAAAGGUUGAACGCUUGGGCUUUAAGCAGAACCAAGCGAGAUUUGAAAACUGCUUCGAAAUCAAAGACUCAGGUUGUGUCGGGCGGUCGCCUGUUUGUCAGGACAGAGGAUGUGAAGGGAAACCUCAACGUCCACUCCAGUUCGGACACGCAUAUCCGCACGAAGCGCUAUCUGCACGGAUUGCCGCACUUCCCACAGUUCCAUCUUAACCGACCGAGCUGCCAACUCGGGACGUGCCAGGUCCAGAAACUCAGCCAUCGGCUCAAUCAGCUCCUCAACAACCCGUUGAAAGACGACGUGGCUCGGUGGAGCACAUGGAGCCCCAACAGCUACGGCAGGAAACGCCGAUCCCUGCGAACCAGGAUAGCAGCCAAACUGCCUCGACCACAGAAGACGCUCACAAGGACGUGAGAGUCCUGAGGACACACUCGCACACACACAGAGACACGCACAUGACUGCAAACCUCCCCAGUCACUGCCUACCCAGAGAGACUUCAAUUGGACGCACGAAGACUGUUGGCAAACUUAAAAUGCACCAACCAGGCUCCUGAAUUGCGACUUCUAAAGCUACCAAAACUGCCAGCAAUAUUUCUUUGCACAAACCAGCUUCCUUGUGCGAACUGCGUGGAGAAUGGGCGCCACCUUUCACAGAAUGCCUUUGGAAUUAAGGAUCCAUCCCCUACAUAAGCACCACAACCCACCCACUAUCUACAGACUGCAUUUGAACUGUUUUUUUUUCUGUGUUUGGAUUACAGGGAGUCUAAAAUCCUGACAGUCCAGAAAGGAUUGCAUCAUACUUGAACGUUACUUCUAUACAGAAAGUGCAAUCGACGUUUUAAUGUAUGAAUGACAUUGUAUAUAAAUUGUUUAAACUAUUUAAAUGUAACACUCCCCCCCACCCCAUAACUUUACAUCUGGAAAUAGAAUUAUUUUUAUACUGAUAUAAAUGUAUAAGGGCAUUGUAGCAGCAACAAACAGAACAGAACGGUGUGUAUGUUAUCAUAAAAGUGCCAAAUGUUCACUGUAUAGUCACUCGACUCUUUUUGUACAUUCCAGACUUGCAAUGGCUGUAUAUGUAGUACAAUCUAUUUUCGUCAAUUGUUAAAUAUAAUAAACAUUUGUGUAC
Messenger RNA from Callorhinchus milii (elephant shark), 1367 nucleotides. It is a transcript of the gene adma, whose product is annotated as adrenomedullin a. Gene Ontology annotation, biological process: positive regulation of heart rate; adenylate cyclase-activating G protein-coupled receptor signaling pathway; regulation of systemic arterial blood pressure. The record is from RefSeq and is marked provisional. Gene Ontology annotation, cellular component: extracellular region. Gene Ontology annotation, molecular function: hormone activity; adrenomedullin receptor binding. NCBI's taxonomy places the organism in Eukaryota, Metazoa, Chordata, Chondrichthyes, Chimaeriformes, Callorhinchidae.